AUGGCAUCUAACGAAGUUUUAGUUUUGAGAGGUUCUCUAGAAGGUCACAACGGUUGGGUUACUUCCCUAGCCACCUCUGCUGGUCAACCAAACCUGCUAGUCUCUGCUUCCAGAGAUAAGACUUUGAUCUCCUGGAAGAUCACUGGUGAAGACGGUCAAUUCGGUGUCCCAGUCAGAUCUUUCAAGGGUCAUUCUCACAUUGUCCAAGAUGUUACCCUAACCCCAGAUGGUGCUUACGCUCUAUCUGCUUCUUGGGAUAAGACUCUAAGACUAUGGGAAGUCGCUACUGGUGAAACUUUCCAAAGAUUCGUCGGUCACAAGGGUGAUGUUAUGUCCGUUGCCAUUGACAGAAAGGCCUCUAUGAUCAUCUCUGGUUCCAGAGAUAAGUCCAUCAAGGUCUGGACUAUCAAGGGUCAAUGUCUAGCUACUCUUCUAGGUCACUCCGACUGGGUUUCCCAAGUCAGAGUUGCUCCAAAUGAGCAAGAUGACGAUGACACUGUCACCGUUAUCUCUGCCGGUAACGAUAAGCUAGUUAAGGCUUGGAACUUAAACCAAUUCCAAAUCGAAGCUGACUUCAUCGGUCACAACGGUAACAUUAACACCAUCACUGCUUCUCCAGAUGGUACUCUAGUUGCUUCCGCUGGUAAGGAUGGUGAAAUCAUGCUAUGGAACCUAGCUACCAAGGAUGCUCUAUACACCUUGAACGCUCAAGACGAAGUCUUCGCUCUAGCUUUCUCUCCAAACAGAUACUGGUUGGCUGCUGCCACCGCUUCUGGUAUCAAGAUCUUCUCUCUAGACCCACAAGCUCUAAUUGACGACCUAAGACCAGAAUUCGCUGGUUACAACAAGGCCGCUGAUCCACACGCUGUUUCUCUAACCUGGUCUGCUGAUGGUCAAACUCUAUUCGCUGGUUACACCGAUAACGUCAUUAGAGUCUGGCAAGUCAUGACCACUAACUAA
Molecule: messenger RNA, 960 nt
Organism: Maudiozyma saulgeensis
Lineage: Eukaryota; Fungi; Ascomycota; Saccharomycetes; Saccharomycetales; Saccharomycetaceae
Source: the annotation of a GenBank genome assembly